This is a messenger RNA of Aspergillus thermomutatus, 927 nucleotides long. RefSeq lists its product as uncharacterized. Lineage: Eukaryota; Fungi; Ascomycota; Eurotiomycetes; Eurotiales; Aspergillaceae. Gene Ontology annotation, molecular function: DNA-binding transcription factor activity; transcription cis-regulatory region binding. Bases 1 to 927 code for a protein of 308 amino acids. The transcript is spliced from 3 exons. Gene Ontology annotation, biological process: positive regulation of transcription by RNA polymerase II. The record is from RefSeq and is a predicted model, not a curated record. Gene Ontology annotation, cellular component: nucleus.
AUGGAAAUCGACCUCGGUGCCAACGUUGUCAACGAAGCUCGCGACACUGUUCAUGGAGCGACGGCGUCCGCCGGUCUUCCCGACAUUCGUGUUCAAGCGAGUCUAGAUGUCUUGAUAUCCCGAAGCGACGAAUAUGUCUCGACCAGCGACCCUGCCAAAGCGUUAGAGGACCCACGAGUAGCUCACAUAUUUCGAUCUUACAUCGAAAAUCUAGCGGGUUGGUACGAUCUGAAUGAUCGAAGACGUCAUUUUACGGACGUGGUUCCUAUCCUCGCAAGAAAAAAUGCCUUACUUCUCAGUGCAAUACUGGCAUUCGCGGCUGCCAGCCAGGGCUCAUCAUCCGGAUCGACUCCCCUCAAGGAUCUAGCCGAUGCAUAUCAUCUCGAGAGUGUGAGAAGACUGUUGGCACUCAUGAAGCAUCCUGAUGAGUUUCGAACAGGCGAGACCUUGGCUGCGAUAUGUCUUCUUCGAUCGUACGAAAUUAUAUCGCAAAAUGUUACCUGCCAGAAUCACCUUCAAGGGUCCUAUUCGUUGCUGGCGAGCCAUCCGAUCGAGCUAGAGUCUGGGUUGUUGAGUGCCGGUUUCUGGAAUUACCUGCGAGAGGACAUCACGGUCGCACUCAUAGAGAAACGAAGCCUCAUGAUUCAGCUUCCGGAUAAACCUCUACCUACGAGGGCUGAAUGCGAUGAUGAUCUCGCCAAUCGCAUCACUUAUCUCCUAGGAAGAGUCAUCAACCGGUGUCUUCUACGAGAUGCUGUUCCCCUGGGCCAAUCCGAGUGGAACUGUCUGAGAGAUCAGCUCGAGGAUUGGAGGACAUCGCUCUCUUCGUCAUUUGACCCCAUACUGACACCGCAUCUACUCCCCAAUAGCGGCUUUCCGAGUAUGUGGACGACCUCGGGGUGGCACGGUACGCAUCCUUCCCUCUAG